Molecule: messenger RNA, 15318 nt
Organism: Trichobilharzia regenti
Lineage: Eukaryota; Metazoa; Platyhelminthes; Trematoda; Strigeidida; Schistosomatidae
Source: the annotation of a GenBank genome assembly
GUGGAGGUAUCUGCGUCUGUGCCGGAAAUCGGCGUGUCAGGUGGUGCAGGUAGAGGUGGAGAGUUGGGAGUGACUGGACAGGUUUCGGCUCCCGAUGUGGACGUCAGUGUUCCAUCGAAGAAGUUCACCUUCGGUUGGGGCUCCAAAGGCAAGAAGGCGAAGAAGGCGAAGUUGCCGAAGGUGUCGGGAGACAUAGGUGCUGGUGUCGAUGUCAGUGGGAAGGUUGACGUUCCCAGUGUUGAGGUCGAUGUAGACGCAGAUGCUCAUGGCAAAGGUAAGAAGUUCAACUGGUCCCCUAAAAUCACUUUGCCAAAGUUCAAGAUGCACAUGCCAGAGGUGUCUGGAAAACUGCAUGCAGAUGCACCCGAUGUGAGUGUGAGUGGAACUGUUCCAUCUGUGGAAUUGCCAUCAUUGAGAGCCAGUGGUAAUUUGCCGAGUGUCGACGUGUCCCUUCCAGACGCAUCGUUAACAGGUGAUCUCUCUGGUAAGCUGGAUCUAGAUGGGACUGGCGUGAAGAUCAACGACGCUGAUUUGAAACUGCCUGACCUGGAGAUAUCAGGAGGUGUGAGUGCACCGUCUGUGGAGGGUGACUUGUCCAUUCCUCAGGUGUCUGCCGGUCUGGACACAGAUGUGAAACUACCCAGUGCUGAAUUGGACGUGAAAUUGCCUAGUGUACAGCUGACCGGUCCAGAUCUCGACGUGCAUGGUGUAGCGCCAGAUGCAGGUGUGAGUGCGAGUGUCGACGUUCCCAAACCGCAUAUUUCAAUCAAGGCACCGAAAUUCGGUUUCGGUUUUGGUAAUAAGAAGGCGAAAUUGAAGACACCGAAAGCUGGUGUGAAGGUGGAGGGAGAGGGAGGUGCGAAGGUAGAUUUGGACGCCGGACUGGACGCCCACAUUGAUGGCAAAGCAAGCAAAGGAGGUAAGAAAUUCCACUGGUCUCCGAAGUUCGGGUUCCCGAAGGGUGGUCUGAAGAUAGGUGGUGGUGCUAGAAAGCCGGACGCCUCAAUAUCUGUCUCGGCUCCGACUGGUGGUGUUGAUGUCUCAGUUCCGAAACCCGAUCUCGACGUCUCCUUGGAGGUUCCUGAUGUGGAGGUAUCUGCGUCUGUGCCGGAAAUCGGCGUGUCAGGUGGUGCAGGUAGAGGUGGAGAGUUGGGAGUGACUGGACAGGUUUCGGCUCCCGAUGUGGACGUCAGUGUUCCAUCGAAGAAGUUCACCUUCGGUUGGGGCUCCAAAGGCAAGAAGGCGAAGAAGGCGAAGUUGCCGAAGGUGUCGGGAGACAUAGGUGCUGGUGUCGAUGUCAGUGGGAAGGUUGACGUUCCCAGUGUUGAGGUCGAUGUAGACGCAGAUGCUCAUGGCAAAGGUAAGAAGUUCAACUGGUCCCCUAAAAUCACUUUGCCAAAGUUCAAGAUGCACAUGCCAGAGGUGUCUGGAAAACUGCAUGCAGAUGCACCCGAUGUGAGUGUGAGUGGAACUGUUCCAUCUGUGGAAUUGCCAUCAUUGAGAGCCAGUGGUAAUUUGCCGAGUGUCGACGUGUCCCUUCCAGACGCAUCGUUAACAGGUGAUCUCUCUGGUAAGCUGGAUCUAGAUGGGACUGGCGUGAAGAUCAACGACGCUGAUUUGAAACUGCCUGACCUGGAGAUAUCAGGAGGUGUGAGUGCACCGUCUGUGGAGGGUGACUUGUCCAUUCCUCAGGUGUCUGCCGGUCUGGACACAGAUGUGAAACUACCCAGUGCUGAAUUGGACGUGAAAUUGCCUAGUGUACAGCUGACCGGUCCAGAUCUCGACGUGCAUGGUGUAGCGCCAGAUGCAGGUGUGAGUGCGAGUGUCGACGUUCCCAAACCGCAUAUUUCAAUCAAGGCACCGAAAUUCGGUUUCGGUUUUGGUAAUAAGAAGGCGAAAUUGAAGACACCGAAAGCUGGUGUGAAGGUGGAGGGAGAGGGAGGUGCGAAGGUAGAUUUGGACGCCGGACUGGACGCCCACAUUGAUGGCAAAGCAAGCAAAGGAGGUAAGAAAUUCCACUGGUCUCCGAAGUUCGGGUUCCCGAAGGGUGGUCUGAAGAUAGGUGGUGGUGCUAGAAAGCCGGACGCCUCAAUAUCUGUCUCGGCUCCGACUGGUGGUGUUGAUGUCUCAGUUCCGAAACCCGAUCUCGACGUCUCCUUGGAGGUUCCUGAUGUGGAGGUAUCUGCGUCUGUGCCGGAAAUCGGCGUGUCAGGUGGUGCAGGUAGAGGUGGAGAGUUGGGAGUGACUGGACAGGUUUCGGCUCCCGAUGUGGACGUCAGUGUUCCAUCGAAGAAGUUCACCUUCGGUUGGGGCUCCAAAGGCAAGAAGGCGAAGAAGGCGAAGUUGCCGAAGGUGUCGGGAGACAUAGGUGCUGGUGUCGAUGUCAGUGGGAAGGUUGACGUUCCCAGUGUUGAGGUCGAUGUAGACGCAGAUGCUCAUGGCAAAGGUAAGAAGUUCAACUGGUCCCCUAAAAUCACUUUGCCAAAGUUCAAGAUGCACAUGCCAGAGGUGUCUGGAAAACUGCAUGCAGAUGCACCCGAUGUGAGUGUGAGUGGAACUGUUCCAUCUGUGGAAUUGCCAUCAUUGAGAGCCAGUGGUAAUUUGCCGAGUGUCGACGUGUCCCUUCCAGACGCAUCGUUAACAGGUGAUCUCUCUGGUAAGCUGGAUCUAGAUGGGACUGGCGUGAAGAUCAACGACGCUGAUUUGAAACUGCCUGACCUGGAGAUAUCAGGAGGUGUGAGUGCACCGUCUGUGGAGGGUGACUUGUCCAUUCCUCAGGUGUCUGCCGGUCUGGACACAGAUGUGAAACUACCCAGUGCUGAAUUGGACGUGAAAUUGCCUAGUGUACAGCUGACCGGUCCAGAUCUCGACGUGCAUGGUGUAGCGCCAGAUGCAGGUGUGAGUGCGAGUGUCGAUGUUCCCAAACCGCAUAUUUCAAUCAAGGCACCGAAAUUCGGUUUCGGUUUUGGUAAUAAGAAGGCGAAAUUGAAGACACCGAAAGCUGGUGUGAAGGUGGAGGGAGAGGGAGGUGCGAAGGUAGAUUUGGACGCCGGACUGGACGCCCACAUUGAUGGCAAAGCAAGCAAAGGAGGUAAGAAAUUCCACUGGUCUCCGAAGUUCGGGUUCCCGAAGGGUGGUCUGAAGAUAGGUGGUGGUGCUAGAAAGCCGGACGCCUCAAUAUCUGUCUCGGCUCCGACUGGUGGUGUUGAUGUCUCAGUUCCGAAACCCGAUCUCGACGUCUCCUUGGAGGUUCCUGAUGUGGAGGUAUCUGCGUCUGUGCCGGAAAUCGGCGUGUCAGGUGGUGCAGGUAGAGGUGGAGAGUUGGGAGUGACUGGACAGGUUUCGGCUCCCGAUGUGGACGUCAGUGUUCCAUCGAAGAAGUUCACCUUCGGUUGGGGCUCCAAAGGCAAGAAGGCGAAGAAGGCGAAGUUGCCGAAGGUGUCGGGAGACAUAGGUGCUGGUGUCGAUGUCAGUGGGAAGGUUGACGUUCCCAGUGUUGAGGUCGAUGUAGACGCAGAUGCUCAUGGCAAAGGUAAGAAGUUCAACUGGUCCCCUAAAAUCACUUUGCCAAAGUUCAAGAUGCACAUGCCAGAGGUGUCUGGAAAACUGCAUGCAGAUGCACCCGAUGUGAGUGUGAGUGGAACUGUUCCAUCUGUGGAAUUGCCAUCAUUGAGAGCCAGUGGUAAUUUGCCGAGUGUCGACGUGUCCCUUCCAGACGCAUCGUUAACAGGUGAUCUCUCUGGUAAGCUGGAUCUAGAUGGGACUGGCGUGAAGAUCAACGACGCUGAUUUGAAACUGCCUGACCUGGAGAUAUCAGGAGGUGUGAGUGCACCGUCUGUGGAGGGUGACUUGUCCAUUCCUCAGGUGUCUGCCGGUCUGGACACAGAUGUGAAACUACCCAGUGCUGAAUUGGACGUGAAAUUGCCUAGUGUACAGCUGACCGGUCCAGAUCUCGACGUGCAUGGUGUAGCGCCAGAUGCAGGUGUGAGUGCGAGUGUCGACGUUCCCAAACCGCAUAUUUCAAUCAAGGCACCGAAAUUCGGUUUCGGUUUUGGUAAUAAGAAGGCGAAAUUGAAGACACCGAAAGCUGGUGUGAAGGUGGAGGGAGAGGGAGGUGCGAAGGUAGAUUUGGACGCCGGACUGGACGCCCACAUUGAUGGCAAAGCAAGCAAAGGAGGUAAGAAAUUCCACUGGUCUCCGAAGUUCGGGUUCCCGAAGGGUGGUCUGAAGAUAGGUGGUGGUGCUAGAAAGCCGGACGCCUCAAUAUCUGUCUCGGCUCCGACUGGUGGUGUUGAUGUCUCAGUUCCGAAACCCGAUCUCGACGUCUCCUUGGAGGUUCCUGAUGUGGAGGUAUCUGCGUCUGUGCCGGAAAUCGGCGUGUCAGGUGGUGCAGGUAGAGGUGGAGAGUUGGGAGUGACUGGACAGGUUUCGGCUCCCGAUGUGGACGUCAGUGUUCCAUCGAAGAAGUUCACCUUCGGUUGGGGCUCCAAAGGCAAGAAGGCGAAGAAGGCGAAGUUGCCGAAGGUGUCGGGAGACAUAGGUGCUGGUGUCGAUGUCAGUGGGAAGGUUGAUGUUCCGAGUGUUGACGUUGAUAUGGUCGAUGAUUCUCGUGUAAUUUCGAAAAAGUCACGCUCUUCUUCUCGUUUCCCUUUUUCGCUGAGCUUAGGCCGUUCUAAAUCAAAGAAGGCUGUUGUUCGUUUUGAUCCUGCUGUUUCUCUUCCCUCUGGCGAUUAUCUUUCAUGUUCUCUUACUAAGUCUGUUGAUUCACCGGCUUCUUCUGUGGAUACUUCUUAUGAUGAUUCUGCUAUAUCUCCCGAUUUCAUGAAAUCUGUUCUUUCUGACGAGGAGUUCAUUCCUCCAGUUGUUUCCUUUAAAUCUUCUCCGACUCACUUAUCACGUGAACUGUUGAAAUUGGACGACAAAUUGAAGGUUAAAUCUGUCUCCAAUGCCUUUGUUGACGAUGCUGUCUUAGCAGAAGAACCUGUUAUUUCCCCUGUUUGUACUACUAAGUCUUUCAACUCGGAUGCAUUUAAUGCACGCUUUUCUCCACCUGACGCCUUUCAAGAAAUCACUGAAAGCUUUUCCUCUCCUGUUGAUUCGGGAAUCAACGACGAUGCUUCGAAUGAUGAAACAGUUUCAGCGGAAAUUGAUGAAAUUUUAAUCGUCCCUAUUCAUUGUGAUCGUGUCAUACCAAAAGAAGAUAUUUCUUCGGAGGGAUUUUCAUGCGAAGAACAUUCAGAGGUAACAAAUUAUCCUGUUAGUAAUCGUGAUGCUUUGGAAGAUUUUAAAGCUGAUUAUCAGAAUUCAGACAGUCCACUUCACACUUCCAAGCAUGUUAAACGAUCGUUUUGGCCGCUUUCACACAAGAAAAUAAAUCUGGGUGACCAUUCGGUUGAAGUUACAAGUAAUCGAAACGAGGAAGGAAAAGAUUCAUCAGAAAUGAAAAAGCAUCAAUAUUUCAUUUCUAAAGAUAAUUCAGAUUCCAUAAAUGUCACAGUGCCGAAAAAGAAACAUCGACCUAAACAUCAGGAUAAAACCCAUUCAAGACUCCAUAUGAAAGAUAAACAGCCUAGUGAAUUACAAGAAUACAAUCAAGGUGAGAUAGCUAUAUCUAUAUCUGAGCUAAAUGAUGACCUUACAUCAACCCCACGACGCUCUCCUAGUAAAUUUAGAGACCCUUCAAUUAGGAAAACGUGGCAUGGCGCACAAAAACCCUACAGUGACUCCACAGAAAACAUCCACUUAGAUGAGAACGAAUGCACCUUCUCAGACGAAAUUUCAGAUGUAUACUUAAAGCCAAGAAAAAUAAAUGAACAUGAAAAUAGUAAUUCUAAUGUUUCUGACUUCCUACGAAGAAGUGUAGUUAAUUCAGCUAAACGUCGCCCCUGGAGUACUUUGGAGUAUCCACCUCCUGAAUGUCAUUUUGUCGACGAUGACUAUCUAUUUCCAGAUGCUUUAACUCCUACAAAAAUUCCAAGCUUUCGAGCAAGCAAAGAAGUAGUUUACGAUGUACCAUAUAUGGAUGAUAAAGCUCUUCCAACCUAUGAACCUGAAUGGCCCUUGGGUGAAUCAAGGAGAACAUUAAUAUCUCAACUAUCUCAAAAUAGUCUUAGUAUGGUACGGAUAACAGCUGAAGAAGAAAGCAGUCUUAUAUCUCUUGAUACUAAGUUAUUGGAUGAACAAAAUGCAUCAAAAAGAAAAAGUCGAUUUACAUCACAUUUUGGUAAAAACAAUAAAAAGUCUUCAUCAACUCGUCAUGAUUCAAAACCUCGAUCGAAAAGCUCAAAUAGACUAUUAACAUGGUGGUCUAAACAUAGUUCAACAAAUAAAUGAAAUUAAUUAGUUAUUCAAUAUUCAAUAUUUCCUAAUCACAUUUUUUUCUACAACCACCAAGACAACAAUAACAACAGAUAAUCGUAAUCGUCUACUACUGGUGACAAAUUUAAUUUCACCUAAUAAAAAAUAAAAACAGUUUGUCUAUUUUUGUCAUUUUGGAAAUUAUUCAAUUCAUAUAUUUUUUCAUAAAACAGGUAAGCAGUUAACAGUUGAAUAAUGUUUGUCUUUUGCGCUUUAAAGCUUUUGAUUAUUAAAAUACAUGGUGAUAUUUGAAUAAUGAGUCUAAUUUAUUGGCAAAGUUAAACUAACUGUCAUAGACAAAACUACAAUGACCUUGAGCAAUCAAUCAAAAUUCAGAUACUAAAAAGUCGCAUGAUCGUUGAAAAAUCCACUAAAAAAUAUUGCUAGCAUGAUAUUACAUUGUAUAUUUGCAGCUUAUGUGUUAUAUGAAUGUCUCCCAGUCAAUACACAGAUGAUCUAUAGAGAAAUCAUACCAUGAGCGAUAUACCCAUUCUUCCAAGUGAAUGUAGGUCAUUGUACUUUGAGAUCCACUGGUAUUUCUGAUGCUAUUCUUCAGUUUAACUCCUAUUUCUAAACAUAAUCCUAACUCCUGAUCCUACCUUUAACUCUAAAUUAACCUUAACCCUAGAUACUAAACCUAAAUCGUGAAUGCUAUAACAAUACCUAACAAUAUAGAUUAGGAGAAAAAGUACGAGGUAAGUAAGUAGAAUACUGUAUCUAUCCUUUCCAAGUCCAAAAAGGCAGGCAUGAUUUUAUUCGGAAAGACAUUUCAUGGAAUUCCCUGUGUGUGAUUGGUCCUUGAAGGUCAACUUUUGAAAGACCUUGACUUUGGCUAUGAUACUUUAAAAUUGCUAAUUUAUUCUUAAUAUUGUGUUAUCACUUUAACUCUCAUGUUAUGCGUCAGUUUACUCUGUUAUUAGUUAAAUGUAUUUCUUCAAUUCUUUCAGUAUGUAGCCCAUUCUUCCACUACAAGGUAAAGGAAUCAGAUAAAUAGGUGGAAAUGCUGAUGUUAGAUGUUUGGAGGCAAUCAUCAGCAAGCUCAGCAUGAGCUAGGCUUCAUGAUAGUUGGCAGUCAUCAGUCAGCAAGGCGUAUCUGCAACCUUGAUGGAAGUCAUAUCCCUUCUGGAAUUCGAACCAGUGUCACCCAGUGCUACAAUCAGAGACGUUACCACUGAGCUGUUUGGGCUCGCGAUUAACCUCCUGUAGGACUGUAUACGAUACUUUGAUUGGACACCAGUUAGAAACUGGUGUUACGCGUCUAGUCCUUUGUAAGGUGCAGACUGAAUUGUAUCCGAAAAGUACCAACUAGCACGAAACCUAGAUCGAAGGCUUCCUACUGAUUGUCUCCACCAUCUCGUAUCAACAAUUUAAAGUGCACUGUGAUGACGACCCAUCUCGCCUGGUGGCCACGGUGCAAACUUGACUGAUAGAAUUAUGUUUGCAGCAAACAAAGGACUGUUACUAACUAGUGUCCGAUCAAAGGUGGAAAUGCAUCCAUAGUGCUUACUUCAUAAGGGGAUAAGUAAGUUUGAAGAUAACAACAGCAGUUCAGUCAGUGGUUAGAAUUUUACUGAUAUGAUAUUUGAUCAACUCACCCACAAGAAUCGGAAUCUAAAUAUUCGACCCUAUGUAAGCAUAAUAUUGCAUUAAGAAAUGCAUAUUGAAUAAAGGAGGACAAGCUAAGACUAUUCCUGUCGGAAAUAUGAUAGAAUAAUCUAUUUGCUCCAUCGUUAAUGCACUGUCAUGAUUUCUGAGGCGUAAUAAGGAAUUAGAUAAAGCCUUCUGAAGUGAAACACGAAAUUUCAUCGGAGUACAUAACGUUAACUAUUAAAAUACUCGAGAACCCUUCUUCCUUUUUCUCAUUUCAUUGUAUUCCGAGUGGAACAUAGGGCUUCAGGCUUUCGAUUUCUCCGUUAGGAGGUGAGCUUGUUAGCCCUACGCCCAAUCUUCCUCCUUUUGUGGGUUUAAUACCAGCUAAUAAACUAUCACCAGUGAUAUUUCUAAUUGUGGUGGACUGAAUAAUGUACCAGGCUGUGGGAAAGACAGGAAUACUUUUGGCGGACAAGAAGACUCUAAAAGAUUUAAACUUCUCAGAUGAUUUAUUUUAAUGUCGCAUAAAUCCAAAGACUUAACGGGGAAAACCAAGAAGUCGACAGAGGAAUCAGAAAAGACAGGACUUCAAGUGAACAUAGAUAAAACAGAAGUGAUGAAGACAACCAACAAACCACAACAAAUAUCACUCAGUAUCAACGGGGUAAAUUUGAAAGAGGUCACAUCCUUCACUUCGAAAAUACAAGACAGACACUCAUUGCCCUGAAAUCAGUUUGGAAAUCUGCACUCAGCAUAAAGAAGAAAAUUCGAAUUUUCAACAUCAAUGUUAAGCCAGUCACUUCUUCUAUAUGGGUCAGUAAAUUGACGCAUUUCUAAGGUGGAUUGCUGCAGACUUUCAUCAGUAUCUACCUUUGCUGUCUCAAUAACAAUGACCACACGGCAGGCCAGAGAGAAUUAGUAGCAAGAAACUCAGGGAACGAACCAAUCAAAAACCUACUGCUCACCAAAUUUAUAGAAGAAAGUGGAGUUGGAUUGGACACUCGUGGAGGAGACAACUGGCAUCUCACGCCAAGUAAUCACCCGAGUGGGACGUCAAUGCGUAUUGAUGAGUUGGGUAUCCAAGGUUUACAUAGAAGAGAUAGUGUGAGGGGAAGCUGAAAUCCCAUUGGAAAUUGUGUAGCCAGCUAGAAAGGACUGCAGAGAACGGAAUGAAGCAGGGAUGUUACAGGAUUUCAUCAUUAGCUGACAUUGGUUAGAGAACCAUUGGAAAACCUGAGAGUACUGGACAGCUGUUUCGUCAGCCCACUUCGGGACUCUUCAGCAGUACGCACCCAGCGCCAGGGUUCGAACCCAGGACCUUCUGGUUACAAGGUUAGCGAGCUCGUAGACCAUUAAGCCACUGCGACCCGACCCAAUGGCCCAUGAAUUCUAACUUCUGCCAAUUCACGACAUAGCGCGACCUCUAGCCAAUGUCUUCGGCGAGUAUUCGUCCUCACACCCUAUUUGCUGUACCCUACUGGUCACGACCUCUCACUAGAAGUGUUGCUGAAGCCCUAUAUUCCCCUUCGAAUCUAAGGGAAUCAUAAUAUAAAAAAUAGUAGUAAACUAGGUGAUGUUUAAGGGUGACUUAUCGGCGAAUUGAACGUAGAUCUCCCAAGCGUGUGGCUCCUAAUUAUUCUACCACUGAGACACCAACUCUAAGCCUAAGAACCGUUGUCAAUAAUUCAUAGUUAUAUCUUUAAAACAGAAAUAAAUGAUUAUAACCAAGUAAGUGCUCAUGAAUUUGCCUAACCAAAAAGACCAAUGAUCAUCCUGCGUAUCAGGCUAUAAAUCUCCCCAUUGAUCCAACAACGUAACUAAGUCAACCAAAAGACUAAUUAAUUACUUCAGUAAUUUGUAAUAAAAAGACCACCUUAUAUUAACUAAUACAUUCCAUAUACUCAUCAUUUAUUACUCAAUGCAGUAAAGAUGUUAACUCAGCACGCCCGCACACACACAUACACACACAAAUCUGCACAUCUUUAUUUCUCGGUAUUUAAUGCUGUAUAGAUUACUUUGCAUGGAAUUUGUUGUUCUGAUUGUGGUGUGUUUAUGUGUGCGUGUGUGUGUGUGUGUAGUUUUUAAAGUAUUCUUUGGCGACUUCAUUUCUUGUUUAUUUUGAAUUUUAACAAAAAUUGACAAACAGAAAAAUCAAAAAAGAAAGAAAAAAACUCUAGAAAAGUACAAAUUGUAUUCCUUUCAUCAAUAAUGUACUUUGGUUUAUUUUAAGCGUAUAAUGACAGGCAUUUAUGAAGGCUAAAACACAUCACGAGUAUGUGAUAAAAUAAUGAAUAGAUAAAUUCACUUACUGAUAAAUGUCUUUUAUUUAGUCGAAGGAGUAUUUAUUCUAAAGAGUUUAAUUCAUUAUUUCAUUAUCAUCACCAUAUAAUAUAUAUGAAAUAUAUAUGAAAACAAUAAAACAUUAUUCGUUUGUUGAUUACUGAAGUGAAUUCAUUCUAACAAAUGUAAGAUGGAUAGCCAAAAUAGUAAAAAUGUAUUGUAUUACGAAAGGCUGAUCCUUGAAGGAUACGAGAAUAUGGAAAGAGGAGAAUCUCAAGCCUCCUAAAGAAAACCUUCUCAUGAAUGACGCCAAGAGUGCUAUUUUUUAACUACUCAUUCUUUUUUGUGCAAUUUUGAAGAAUAAAAUCUCACAUAUAAGCACUCUGAUCAGUUCACUUGCUCUUGUGGACCUAUGUACAUAGACCACUCUAUGCGCAUUCUUUCAAAACAGGUUGGAGAAACACUGCCUAGUAUGGCUGAGAAUGAGCGACAUUAGUUAGUUCAGUCUGAAGUACCUCGUCAGCCCACCUGUCACAGUAUCUCAACUAACUGACUCGUCACUCAGAGUUAUUUACAAAGUGAAUGGAAAUCUAUCAAGGGUGUGUAGUGUGUUUCUCACUUCUUUGUACUGAUGAAAAAGCCGUUGACACCUAUGCAUUGAGAAGCUGGAGCUUCGUGUUCAAAAGAAACUAGUCCAACGUCUACACUUACCAUGGAUCCAGUCAUGUUUAGCUUCUUAGUUAUCGUUUUCUUUUUUCAACAUCAGUUAUCAAUCAGAAUUACUAUUAUUUCAUUUUGUUUCUAUGCUUGUCUUGUUCACACCCGUUUCUGAUAAGAAAAAAUUAAUUUACAUAUUACUCAGCUAUUUUUUUUAAUCGUAUGUAGUUUUAUUUCCAUGCCCCUCGUGAUCUGUAUUCAUCAUUUCGCCACACCUUUAAACUAUGAUAUCUCGUUUUAUCUGGCUUAGUUACUUUACUGAAUUAAAUUGUAAUUGAAACCAUGAUAAGGUAUGUCAUUGUACAGCUUUUGAGAACCAAAUCUCCGAAAACUUAACUAAGCUCCUUAUUUUUCCCUCCCCAAUACCCUGAUGAGAAAUUUCCACAACAUGGAAGUCAAGAUAGCAGUUAUUAAAAUUAUCGCAUAUUAGAUGGAUAGAUAGAUAAGAAUACGACAAACUAGUUCAAUGAAAUAACAUUUCGUUAAGCUAAAGACAGCAUUGAAGAGUCCAUAGUCGUAGCUAACCUUUCAGUAAAGAUCUAGCAUCUCCCUUCUGUAGAAUCAGUCAACAGGUGAUUCCAAAUUUAUAAUUUCAACAAAUAACACUUAAGAACCCGUUGUACAACAGAUGAUUCUUAAUGCUCAACAGCCUAGUGAAUGAUACUUAGGAGUUGGGCUUAAAUCUUAAUGCAAACAUCAUCAUAUACUAGUAUCUUAGUGUACGUGUAUCUCUUAUGAAACCCAAAUAGAAUGAAUUUCGUGUUCCUCACGGUAAUAUAAGCCACUGACAGGAACAUAAUUUAUUGAAUACUAUUUAGAACUUUCUACAGUUCAAGUUAACCUUGACCAUCAAAAUUUCAAACGAGACUACGUCAUCAGACUGGAUGAACUUGAUAGAUAUUUGAAGAAAAAUUAACUAACGGCAGUGUUUUAGCAUGUGAUAAAAAUCUUUAUUAUUUUGUAUAGAAAAGAAUUCAGAGAAAAAAACGCAUCUUAUAAACUUUAUAUUAUGAUAAAUAAAUGAAUAGUAUAAAGCAGGAAAAAGGUACUUGAUUGACGGAAAAACCGUGAACUUUAGAGAGAAAAAAAAUAUUUAAGAGGUAACGCAUAUCGUACACUAACUGACUGACUGAUUGUAUGAUAUAUAAACAGUAUGAAUACUAAUAUGAAUGCGUCAUAAGGUCACGAAAGAAGAUUAAUUCAUUUCAUUCUACGUUACAUUCUUUUUAUGAACGUCAUAACUAGAAAAGGCAUCAAGUAACUGAUAGACGAUGUUUUAGAAAUUUCUACUCUGUUAGUAUUAGAUAUUAUUUGACUGACAGUGACUAACAGCAGGGGAAUGCAGGACACACGUUCUGUGCGUAAUUGUGUCAUGUUAGCUGGAAUCACUUGCAUCGCCAACAUGAGCAAUGAUCUUCCUAUUGAGAGUCGAAUUCAGCUCCAAUUGUUUCAAAUAUAACCGGACCACUGGUUAGUUAGUUGUCGGAAACAAUGUGUUAUAAUGACACUUUCCUCAAGUGAUCAGUCACACAAUGUUUCUAGAAUAAUAUUAAAAAUAAUUUAAUUAGUUUGUUUUUAAUUCACUUCUAAUUUUCAUGUUGAUUGAUUGGAUCGAGAGAUUCAACCUUUGUUGAUAAUUUGACUCUAAGUACGAACGCUUCGACAAUGUCUAUGGACUUACCUAAAGUAGCAGCGUCCGUAAAAGGAGCUGACUUAUCAACUGAGGCUGAACAUCUCGGUCUAAUCAAGAUAAAUAAUUUAAUAAUUCCCAUUGUAGCAUUAAGAACACAAUAUUCAGCGAAGAGACUCUUUUCAACGAAUUUAUUAUCAAGCUGUACAAUCGUAUAUAUAUACGGUUUAUUUAAGAAAUUAUAUCCGCUGAGGGAAUUAGGUCAAAGGUAUGAAUACAUGAAAGAAUAAUAGUAUGAAACGCAAUUAAAAUAUUUAUAAUUAUAAUCAUAGUUUAAUGUCAAGUGGCAAAAUAAUUAAUGUCAUAUAUAGAAUAAUACAUAAGGUGUAUAGAUUUUGGAAAGAGGUACAUAAUUAUAAGAUUAGUAGACGAAUAUAAAAUGUUACAUAAUAUGGUUUGAAAUUUGCUAAGAUAGAAUUCAAUAUUGUAAAAAUAAAAACAUACAAAUAAUAAUUUUGGGUUUAAAAUGUCAAGUGGGUCAAGAAGAAAAGAUUCAAAGUGAGAAUAAUAAUAAUAAUAAUCGAAGUAAUGGGGGAAAAGUACAUAGAAUAACUAAGUAAACAUAAUAAAUAAAUGUCUAUCCCUCUACGGCCACGGCAGAAGUAGGGAUUGUACAUACAUCUUUUGCACACAAAGGUCUGACUUAAAGUCAUGAAUUGCCAAGGCCUCAGCUGUCUUUAGAAGUCUGCUACGAAGUAAACGCGGGAAGUUAGCAUGAAUUCUAUAUAUGUUCUUGAAAUCAUGGUCAGGGUUGACCAAGUGAAAGAAGUCGAUCACGUGUUCCAGAAUAGAGCUUCGCACACACUUCCUUUUCUCCCUUGUAAGUGACAACUGAUUCCAGUUGCAUAUGAGAUCUCUGUCGUGGCUCAAUUAGCCUAGUGGAUAAUGCUUUGGCGUUUGAAACAAUGAACUUCCGUCAAGAUUUGACAGAAAAGUCCGUCAAAAUUUGGGCGUGUUUGAAAUAUCGAAGUUAUAUAAGUUUGAUACCUUAAUUUCAAUUAUGUGCGUCGGUGACACAGUGGUUAGGACUCUCGCCGACCAUGCACAUGGUCCGAGGUUCGAUCCCCGGCCAAUGUACACCUGAUAUCUAUGGUCGGAUUACAAAAUUUGGGCUAGCGAUAUCCAUGCUGAAAAUUCCAUACUUGUACCAAAAAUACAGUGUGGAAUCAAGCUGUAAUUAAAAAAAAAGAGUUUGGAACAGUUUUCUGAACGAGAUGUUAAAAUUAUUAUUAUUUCAAUUUAUACAGGUAUCCUUCUUUUAAAUGCUUCACUAUUUGGUGAUGAUUUAUACGUGGACCUUUUUCUGGUUUAACUUUAAUAAUCCUAUCCCGGGUGUCUAAGUUAACUGAGUUUACCAAUGAACGUCUGCAAAAUUCUCGGUAGGAAAUGUUUUAAAUUAGUUGUUUUCGUGACUAAGUGUCCAGUGUACAUCAGGUUAUCUGUUUUGUAGCCUCCUAAGAUAGCUGACUAAAUGACUAACAAUAACCGAUAGAAAAGAUCUCAUUUACUGUUAGUUUGCUAAAAUAAUAAUAAUGAUAAUUCUAAUGAUAAUAGUAACAGUAGUAUUAAGCAGACAAAUUUACUCUCCUUCACAUGAAUAAAAACCUGGUGUCAAUCAACAUUUUCCCUUACAGCCCAACAAGACACUAUUACACUGGGGGAAAAAACAAACAUCACACACAACAGCACGUGGAUUAGGCAUAGAUUGAACAGGUUUUAACCAAUGGUGCAGAUUCUCGUGUGGCCAUUAGCAUGCGAUUUUCUCUUACCCUACUUUAUUUUUCUAACAACACAGUUGUAGGAAAUUAGGGCAGUGAAUCAGACUGAUUGGUUGACUGACCUACUGAUUGACUGACUAACUAGCCUACUAUGGAUAGAGAUGGAGCUAGAGGAACAGAGAGAGAGAAUAAAAUUAUUUUGUAAUAAAAAUCAAUGAUUGUCCGCUGACAACAUAACUCUCUUAAUCGAAAUUUCAUCUCACCGUAGGCACGGACAAUCCUACCUGUGUCUCUAUUCUAUUGUUGUUAGUCAAAUGGCGAAUUACUAGUGAAUUUUAGUUUCAUUAUUAACCAGCCCUAUUUUUAUCACUGUUCAAGGUUAGAAACAAAAUAGUCACAUGGUAUUUACAACCAUUUUCCAUCAUCCAAAUAUACACAAUUAUAUAUCAUGGGAGAAUUUGAAUGAAUUCAGUACCUAGUAGGCAUUUGUUUUCAUGUAAAGAAAGGUUUCAGAAUAUAAAAAACCCUUUGCACAAGAGGUGGCUCUCGUGGCCCAAGUGGUCUAGUGGAUAACCCUUUGGCGCUUGAAACUAUGGGCACUGGGUUCGAGCCUCGGUGGGAACAUCAUCACUCACUGAGAAAUGCAGGUACAUCCAGCUGACGAGUCACAAAUAGAACGAAAUGCGCAUCCUGGAUUCCACUGCUAGCCACCAUCGACCAAUUAAAUUAUUAUUAUUGUUAUUAUAUCCUAUAAUUCCUAGAGGAACAUAGGGCUUCAGCUGCGCGUCCCCAUUGCCUUCUGUUUUCUGCCAACUUCCCCCCCCCUCCCUCCCGCUCCAAGUCACCCUUGCACUGACGACCAACUCGCUGCUUCCCUUUCGGGUUCCACUCGAACGAUAGCUUGUCUAGUGAUGUCACUUGAUGGUUUCCUCAGCGUAUGGCCAAUCCAUCUCCAUUUCUUCCUGC